This is a messenger RNA of Hippocampus comes (tiger tail seahorse), 709 nucleotides long. It is a transcript of the gene c4h11orf98, whose product is annotated as chromosome 4 C11orf98 homolog. The transcript has 4 exons. The coding region runs from base 93 to 455 and encodes 120 amino acids. Lineage: Eukaryota; Metazoa; Chordata; Actinopteri; Syngnathiformes; Syngnathidae. The record is from RefSeq and is a predicted model, not a curated record.
AGGGUGGCAGUAGCGGCUUCUUCCUGCCCUUCCUCCGACUGACGCGCCGAAGGAGAAAAGGCGGAAGCAGAAGCAACCGGCGGCCAGGCAGCAUGUCGCCACCCGGAGGGAAGAUCAACAGACCCAAAACGGACUUGGGCAAGAAGCUCUUCAAGCGCCGCCGUGUUCUGGGACGACCGAAGAAGAAGCGAAAUCAGAUCGUGGGCGCCGUGGUGGACCGGGGCCUCAUCACCAUCCAUCACCUCCGGAAGAGGAGAACGAGUCCCAGGGCCAACAUCACAUUGUCGGGGAAGAAGAAGCGAAAGCUCAUCAAGCAACUGCAGCACCUCCAAAAGGACAAAGCCGCAAUGGAAGUUGAAGCUGCAGCUCCUCCACCAAAAAAGAAUAUGCGCAAGAAAAAAAUGAGCACGGUGGUCAAGGCCUCUAUGGACGUCGACAUGGACAAUGGAGAAUAACCCCCAAGAUGGCUGUUGGUAUUCUGUUGACAUCUGUCACGUUUAUCCAAAUACCGACGUUCAAAUGAGAAUCCUCUUCCUUUUGUCGUCAUUCAGCAAAUAGGAUCCACCCCAAAAAUAGUUGGACCUUUUCUUUGCCUCAACCUGAAUAAGCGCCAAUGAAAAAGUGCAUGCAUGUCUUCUGUACUGUGCCACGUAGUGUUUCCAAAAAAAAAAAAACAUUGCGUGCAUUAAAUCAAUUUUAUAUUUCGAUA